AUGUCCCGCCCCGGUGAUUUCGAUCACCUCUCCCGCACUAAGGUCUCUUCUGACAAGACUUUGCCUUUCCAGCUGUGGACAAUGACCCAAGACGAGGCUGAUGAUAGUUUCGGCCUUCCACUUGCAACUAUCAAGUUCCCUUGUCAUAGUGCCGCUGACAUUACCAAGAAGGGGUUCAUGCGGAUUUAUAUCCAAAUCCCUAUCACUGGAGCCGUCGCUUGCAGCCCUCGAGUCUGA
Molecule: messenger RNA, 237 nt
Organism: Penicillium crustosum
Lineage: Eukaryota; Fungi; Ascomycota; Eurotiomycetes; Eurotiales; Aspergillaceae
Exons: 2
Coding region: 1-237 (78 amino acids)
Source: RefSeq, a predicted model, not a curated record